GAGUGUGGAUGCGCCGCUCUUUCCGCAGAUUCCACACCCACGUGGCUGUCAGUCUGAAGUUUCUAUGUGAAGGAUUCCUUUGAGUCGAAAUGCAUUUAUUGCCAGGAUAAGGCAAUCUGCAUCUCCUGGAUGCAAUAAAAAGUGUAUGAUUUCAUGUUGAUUAAUAAUUUCUUGAAAUCACUAACAAAUUCUAGAUAUCCCUUUCAAUAGUGGCAUUAGCGAACAAAAGUUGUAAAUAAUGAAGACGGCAAACAGAAGAAACGCUGAUGACUCGAAGCUGGACAUGAAGCUGACCAUGAGGAUGAUGGUGGUGGCCGGAGUCUUCCAGGCUCUGCUGGCGCCAGCGCUUGCUGACCUCCAGCCCGGAAUGCCUCACGUGUGCGAGUACCAGAGGAAGGAGACCGUGGAGGUGCGGGUGCCGAGCGUGAGGGCCUUCACCGCCACCGUCAGGGUAUACCGGCCGGGCUGCUUCCUCAACACUCCGGCCUGCGUCACCCACGAGAGGAGGACGCAGUACAAGACGGUGCACCAGACGCAGAAGGAGACAGUGACCAAAAGCAUCUACCGCUGCUGCCCUGGAUGGGACUCGCAGAAAGCUUCCAACGAGUCAACGGUUGGAGACGGCGAGGAAAAGCAGGUCGACGACGGGGAAGCCGAGGACGCGGGCUGCAUCCUCCAGCAGGCAGCGGAAGGCGAUCGCACGACAAGCAUCACUCACGAAGGCCGCACUUACUACCUGGUGGAGGAGAAGGCCCUGAGGGACGCCUCCACUACCGCCGCCUCUCCUGAAGGACUCUCGCCCCUACAGGAACCGCUCCCGACGCUCAAGAGUUACCACCGCCUCCACGAAGUGCGCAAGACGACCUCGCGCGAGACAGGUUCCUCGUCCACGGUGCGCCGACAUCGCAGCCACCACCAGCGUAGUCGUCGGCGCCACCACGGCCACGAGCGACGUCAUCACACUCGCCACCACAAGCAGUCUCGGGACUGGGCACCGCGGUCAAGCCUCGACCCGAUUGUGCGCGCGAGGACGACCUACAAGUAUGGCAACGACUCUCGCCAUCACCGCCGGAGGACCCACGACCCGCGCAACGACGUGUACGACGCCUACAGCUACACCAUCAUUCUUACUGACAGAAAAGACAAGACCGGGCGGCGCACGGGCGGGCGUGAUUCUGACCUGCGGGCGCAGGCGUCGCGGGCGGAGGAGGUGGUCACCAGCGUCCCCGGAAUGUCCUUCGCUGGGUGUGGGCGUAUCUUCUGCUACAACGGUGGGCGCUGUGUCUACAACCGCUGCAUCUGUCCUCGAGGGUUCUACGGAUCGCGCUGUCAGUAUGACCGCGACGAAUGCCUGGUCGACAACGGCGGCUGCGACCACCUCUGCAAGAACACGCUGGGCUCCUUCAUGUGCUGCUGCUCGCCCGGGUUCAAGCUGCUGCAGGACAAGCGCUCCUGCCAAGACAUUAACGAGUGCGAGUUCCACAACGGUGGCUGCUCGCACCGCUGCAUUAACAACCCCGGUUCGUACGAGUGCCGCUGCGAGCAGGGCCAGAGGCUGCUGCCCGACGGAAGGACGUGCCUGGACACGGACGGAUGCAGCGUGGACAACGGCCGCUGCGACCACUAUUGCGACGACUCCUCCGGCCGGGUCGUCUGCUCCUGCCGGCGAGGAUACCGCCUGGGUCGCGACAGCCGGCGCUGCGAGGCAGUAGAUCCCUGUCUGGUCGACAACGGGGGAUGUCAGCACAGGUGCGAAGCCAUGGACAGGCGGCCGCAGUGCACCUGUCCUGAAGGCCUAAAGCUGGCCGACGACCAGCGCACCUGCAUCGACGUUGAUGAGUGUCAAAUGCCAGGCAUCUGUAGUCAGCAGUGUCGCAACACCUGGGGCUCCUACACAUGCUUAUGCAACACCGGCUAUCAACUAGGAACCGACCACAAAUCUUGCUACAUGAUCGACAUGGAGGUCAUUAAUUCGUGUCUGGAGAACAACGGCGGCUGCGAGCACAUGUGCCGGCACGCUGCAGGAGGCGCCGAGUGCAGCUGCCACGCCGGCUACCUGUUGCAGCCGGAUCUCAGGUCGUGUCAGGACAAUAACGAAUGCGAGACGGGGAGCCACCGGUGCCAGCAAGAGUGCGUCAACACGGCGGGAGGCUACGUGUGCGCCUGCCGCCAGGGCUUCACGCUCAGCGCCGACGGAUUCUCGUGCGAAGAUGUGAACGAAUGCGCGCAGGAGAACGGCGGCUGCGAACACAAGUGCAGGAACUCCCAGGGAUCCUUCGCGUGCUCGUGCAGGCCCGGCUACCUCCUGGUCGACCUGACGCACUGUGACAUGAUAGAUUACGACUACGGCGACGACUACAGUUCCCACAGCUCGCGCGGGGACAUGGACCUGCAGCCGGACGCCGACGACGACGCCACGGUGCUGGAGGAGGCCACGUCGCACACGCACGAGGCCCUCAACGUCGUCACGUACGCGGAGCAGGCCAGGAUCACGACCAUACACACGCGUGAGUCCCAGGAUACUUCGGGCCGAACUGCACGCUAACUUGCCGCGACUGCCCCGGGGAAUGUGACAAGGAGGGCGAAGGAUGCCUCUGCGAGCCUGGCAGGACAGGGCCGACCUGCGGUGCCCCUUGUCCCGAGGGCUUCUACGGUGCAGGCUGUAACGAGGUGUGCAGGUGUGAGAACGGAGGCACUUGUGAUUCUGUGAGCGGCAAAUGCACUUGCCCUCCAGGCGUGUCUGGAGAAUUCUGCGAGGAUGGCUGCCCGGCUG
Penaeus monodon (black tiger shrimp) is the source of this 2773-nucleotide messenger RNA. Its product is annotated as multiple epidermal growth factor-like domains protein 6. The transcript has 16 exons. The record is from RefSeq and is a predicted model, not a curated record. Gene Ontology annotation, molecular function: calcium ion binding; protein binding. Bases 239 to 2545 code for a protein of 768 amino acids. NCBI's taxonomy places the organism in Eukaryota, Metazoa, Arthropoda, Malacostraca, Decapoda, Penaeidae.